Molecule: messenger RNA, 456 nt
Organism: Loa loa (African eye worm)
Lineage: Eukaryota; Metazoa; Nematoda; Chromadorea; Rhabditida; Onchocercidae
Exons: 3
Coding region: 1-456 (151 amino acids)
Source: RefSeq, a predicted model, not a curated record
AUGGACAAGACAAAAAAUGUUACGGUAAAUAUUGAGUACAAUAUUUUGAGUAACAAAAAUGGCAGUUCAGCAAUUCGAAAAAAGGUGGACAAAGUGGUCAUUCGUGCCUCUUACGAAUACAAGUUUUACAACUUGGUAACGGAUAAUACGACUGGUGGAUUGCAUAUGUUGGGAAAUAACCAAAUACAUAUCACUUCUUUAGACAAGAUAUCAAUUAUCGCUUACGUAUCUGAUACCAAAUCUGCUAUUGAUUACUUCUUAGUACAUCCGGUUGGAAUGGGAGGCGAUUAUUAUGGGUUCUCAUUACCUGGACCUAGUACUACUACCUUAUAUUUUUUGCCGCUUGGAGCAACAAAUGAAACAAUAUCUCAAAGUUAUGGUAUUCACAAUGUUUCAAUAACAGUGAGGCAAAACAAUAAAUCCGAAAUGAUCAAGCAAAUCAUGAAGGUAGGCUAG